This is a messenger RNA of Nanorana parkeri, 2140 nucleotides long. RefSeq names its product CREB3 regulatory factor (gene CREBRF). Gene Ontology annotation, cellular component: nucleus. Gene Ontology annotation, molecular function: DNA-binding transcription factor activity, RNA polymerase II-specific; RNA polymerase II transcription regulatory region sequence-specific DNA binding. NCBI's taxonomy places the organism in Eukaryota, Metazoa, Chordata, Amphibia, Anura, Dicroglossidae. The coding region runs from base 40 to 2097 and encodes 685 amino acids. Gene Ontology annotation, biological process: regulation of transcription by RNA polymerase II; response to unfolded protein. The transcript is spliced from 8 exons. The record is from RefSeq and is a predicted model, not a curated record.
CCCUAAACGUCUACUUGGAGAACCAUUGCUCUACAUUGUAUGUAUCAUUUUCUUGCUGCUGAUAAGGAAAAGACAGAACAAAGGCAUUUGGGGAAGAGUAAUAUACAUUUAGGAGUGAGCUUGGAAGAACUGGGCUUUGAGAUGCCUCAGCCAAAUGUCAGCGGAAUGGAGCCUCCAUUUGGGGAUGCUUUUCGGAGCCCAGCCUUUGCUGAGCAGACAUUAAUGAGCACAGACCUUCUAGCAAGCAGCUCAGAUCCAGACUUUAUGUAUGAAUUGGACAGAGAGCUGGGAUACCAACAAAGCCCAACGGAUAAUUUUAUGUUGUUGGAGGACUGCAAAGAUUUGGAAACAUUUGACUCAUUUGCUGGCUUCCUGGGUAACAGUCCACCUUUAACAUCUCACUGGGAGCAGUGGGACACGUACUGUGAGGAUUUGACCAAGUACACAAAGCUCACUAGUUGUGAUAUAUGGGGAACGAAAGAGGUGGAUUACCUUGGUCUUGAUGACUUUUCCAGUCCCUAUCAGGAUGAAGAGGUAAUCAGCAAAACCCCUACUCUUGCUCAGCUAAACAGUGAGGACUCUCAGUCAGUCGUAGACUCUCUUUGCUACACUGAAAGCUUCCUUGGAGGUAAAGCCACACUUUUUACAGGAAAGAAGGUGGCACCAGGAAGGGUGGCUGCUCCAGUUUGUUCAUCCAAGACUGCCCUUGUCGAAGUGCCAUCAUCUGAAUGCUCCCAAAAAGCUGCCAAGGCAGCAGCAAGUAUCCAGAUGGUAGCAAAGACUAAUAUUUCUUGUGAUGAGAAAAUUAAUAUCCAUGUGGAGUGCAAAGACUAUGUAAAAAAGGCUAAGGUAAAGAUCAGUACGGCACUUCCAAGCCGACCAACAAGCACUGUGGUUGCCAUAGAUGCAGCCAAGGAAAAUACUUGUUUUUGUGGCGCUGUAGCCAAAAAGCAGGAAAGGACAAUUGGGGAGCCCUCCAUAGGCCGAAUUAGCUGUGCCAUUUUGCCUUUCAGAGAGACUCAAAAGCUUUUCUGCCCGCCGCAGAAUGUGGCCACAAUUGAUGUUGUGGAGGCUAGUGUUACUGUGUCGGCUUCUGUUUCUGAUCCCUCACAAAAGAAAGAGGAGCACAACUAUUCACUAUUCAUCUCAGAGGGGCUUACUGAAUCGGUCAUCAAGGCUGAAAGCCAGCAGGAGAAUGAGGACGAGGAGGUUGAGUUGGAUGAAGAAGAACAUGAUGAAGGAUUUGGUAGUGAACAUGAGCUAUCUGAGAAUGAAGAAGAAGAAGAAGAGGAGGAGGAGGAGGAAGAAGAAGAGGAAGAAGAAGAGGAGGAAGAAGAAGAAGAGGAGGAGGACUAUGAAGAUGACAAAGAUGACAUCAGUGAUACCUUCUCAGAACCAGGUUAUGAAAAUGAUUCUGUUGAAGAUUUAAAAGGAUUAACUGCUGUGUCAACGCGGAAAAGGGGAAAGCGAAGGUACUUUUGGGAAUAUAGCGAGCAGUUAAUGCCUUCUCAACAGGAAGGGAUGCUGAGACCGUCUGAAUGGAACAGAGACACGCUUCCCAGUAAUAUGUACCAGAAGAAUGGCCUGCAUCAUGGCAAGUACACUGUGAAGAAGUCUCGCAGGACAGAUGUGGAAGACCUGACUCCGAAUCCAAGAAAACUUAUGCAGAUUGGCGGGGAGCUACGUAAACUGAACAAAGUAAUCGGUGACCUAACGCCUGUAUCAGAGCUUCCUGUUACUGCCAGGCCUCGAUCCCGUAAAGAGAAAAACAAGCUGGCAUCCAGAGCUUGCCGGCUAAAGAAGAAAGCACAGUAUGAAGCCAAUAAAGUGAAGCUGUGGGGACUCAAUACUGAAUAUGAUAAUUUGCUGUUUGUGAUCAAUUCAAUAAAACAAGAGAUAAUGACACGGAUACAGAUCCCAUGGGAGGAAUGGUCAUCAAGCAUGGAGCAGAAACUGGAUAUGCUUAUCAAAGAGACCCUGGGUUCCCCAGUGGCUGGCCAGACUUCCGAGUUUGUUAAUCAGGUUUUGGAGAAAACCUCUGAGGGAGAUCCCACCGGUGGCCUAGCAGGGUUACGUAUCCCGACUUCAAAGGCGUGACGGCCUCUAUCCGCAAUGAGUGCUGAUGUGUCAUCCUUGUCUU